CAGAACGUCGCGAUGGAGCCCAACUCACUCAUGUGGGUAGGCUCACCUUGUGGUUUGCACGGACCUUACAUUUUCUACAAGGCAUUUCGAUUUCACCUUGAAGGCAAACCAAGAAUAUUGUCCCUCGGCGACUUUUUCUUCGUAAGAUGUAAGCCAGGGGAUCCGAUUUGCAUAGCGGAGCUCCAGUUGUUAUGGGAAGAAAGGACAAGCAAGCAACUUUUAUCCAGCUCCAAACUUUAUUUUCUCCCAGAAGAUACUCCCCAGGGAAGGACUGUCAGUCAUGGAGAGGACGAGGUGAUCGCGGUGUCGGAGAAGGUGAUCGUGCGGCUGGAGGACCUGGUGAAAUGGACGGUGUGGGACGCGUCGUGCUGGCUGCAGGGCCUGAAGGCCACGCCACUCAAGCCCACCGUGCUGCGGGAGCUGGGCAAGAACGGCCACCACCACCACCACCACCACCACCACCACCGCUACCGGGAGUCCACGCUCAACAGCGGCCUCAACUUCAAAGACGUGCUCAAGGAGAAGGCCGCCCAAUCUGAAGGGCCGGCCCCGGAAGAAAAAGCUGUCAAUCUCCCAGCGACGGGACUCCCAGGGCCAGAACACAGCAGCCAAGGAGCCCAGCGGCUCCGACAGCAAGGCCCCUGCCAAGGUGAAGGCAGAAACAAAGGCUGUGGCAGCGUCCAAGCCCAAGAACAACAGCAGCAGCAGCAGCAGCAGCAGUAGCAGCAGUAGUGGCGGCAACUGUAAGAAGCCCACGUCGGGAGAGGAGAAGCUGAAGUCCGGCGCUGGGGACGAGGGCAGUGAAGGAGACGAGGAGCAGGCCUUCCUCGUGGCCCUCUACAAGUACAUGAAGGAGAGGAAGACGCCCAUCGAGAGGAUACCGUACCUGGGCUUCAAACAGAUCAACCUUUGGACUAUGUUUCAAGCUGCUCAGAAGCUGGGAGGAUACGAGGUGAUCACGGCUCGUCGACAGUGGAAAAAUGUGUACGACGAGCUGGGCGGGAACCCCGGCAGCACCAGUGCAGCUACGUGCACGCGGAGACACUACGAAAGACUCAUCCUGCCCUACGAGAGGUACACCAAAGGUGAGGAGGACAAGCCCCUUCCUCCCGUGAAGCCGCGCAAGCAGGAGGGGAACGGCCAGGAGGGAAGCACCACCUCCACCUCCACCUCCUCCACCUCCUCCACCGCCGCCACCACCGCCGCCACCAGUCCAGCCGGUGCCAAGACGAAAUCGCCGAGCGGCACCAAGCGGCCAAAGAGGAGCAGAACCACCGGCCCAAACUGGACAAGGAGCCCACUGCAGCAGCAGCAGCAGCAGCAGCCGUCGCUAUCAAAGACUCGGACGGCCCAGAGCAACAUCUGUGCGUUGUUCCCGCCCGACCCGGCGCCCGACACGGCCGACAGCGAAACGAGCUCAGAUCUCUCCGAUGCCAUCGCCAGUGUGUCGGGUAAUUCCCCCGGGCACGCUUCCAUGGACCUGAAGAAAGAGGAGGUGGCACCUCCUGAAGACGAGGAGAAGGCACAGCCCAAGCAGGAGGCGCAAGGGGAACCCGAGGGCGGCUGCGCCAAGGAGGAGGAGGAGGGCUCGGAGGUGAAGGAGGAGCCCGAGAGCGUGCGCAGCCUUGAGCGGACGGCGCCCCCUCGUGGCGCUCUCUGGGAUGGCGGGCGGCCGGUCAGCCCGGCGGGAGACUCGGCGGUAGCUGCCCCUCAGACGGACAACAGCGUCACCGCCGCCGCCGCCGCGAGGUUGAACGACGACGAGGUGUUCGCCUGGCAGCCGUCGGGGGUGGCAUCGGAGUACGUGGGCGUGGUGCCCCCUCCGCUGAGCAAGAUGGGCAGAGCGGAGCUGCCCGCGGGCACCAAAGAGCCCCACGGGCACGUCGGCAUGGUGAUGCCCACGCUGCAGCAGCAGCAGCGGCCGUCGCUGCAGCCUCUCCUGGCGCCCGAGAUGCCCACGGAGCGCGCCGAGCUGCCCGGCGGCAAGGACGACGUCUCGUCGUUCGGCUACUCGCCCUUCCUGCCGUACGCCAAGGUCAACAACCCGGGCAUCAUGUCCCCGCUGGCCAAGAAGAAGCUGCUCUCGCAGGUCAGCGGAACGUCCAACGGCAACAACAACAACAACAACGUCAACAACAACGCCAACAACAACGCCAACAACGGCAGCGGCGGUGGGAACUUCUCCUUCGGAUCGCCACCGCCGCUGAUCCCCAGCAAAGGCUCGGGGGGAGGAGUGGUCAUCGGAGCGGAGGAGGCGGCUGCAGCGGCGGCGGCGGUCCAGCAGGGGUCACUGGCCGCGUCCACCAGCCCGGACGGAGGCUUCGUGAACAGGCCCUCGGUGAUCCAGCUGGCCCAGAGCUUCCGGCUCCACGGAGGAGGAGUGGGGGGGCCCGGCGACGAGGCCCAGAGACCCCCCAGCAAAGAGGCCUUUCAGAGGGACGCCAGCGGCGCGAUGGUGCCCCCUCCACCGUCGGAGCCCUUCUCCGCCCACCAUCACCAACACCAUCAACACCACCAACACCAACACCACUCCCAACACCACCCCCACCAACACCACACCCACCCCCACCCUCACCCCCAGCACAAAGGCCCGUCGGGUCCACCGUUGGAGCCGUACCUGCUGCGGUCGGAGUCGCUGGGCGAGACGACGCCGCGUCCGGGCCACGCGCCCAGCUUCCCCGGCGACUUCUACUCGUCGCCGCACCUGCACAGCCUGUACCGGCAGGCCGAGCAGCACCUGGGCAAGGAGCACCUGAGCAAGUACGCGCUGCAGCACGUGCGCGAGGCGUUUCCCAGAGACUGCGAGAGCGGCACGCCGGCCGGGUUCCCUCCCGGUCAGCAUCACCCGCCGCCGCCGGCCGAGGGCAUCGGGCAUCUGGGCUACGGCGCGUGCCUGAGUGCCAAGGACAAGCAUCAUCCGUCGGGCGAGAGAGGAGAGAGGACCGGCGAGGACCAGCCCACGGACUUGAGUCUCCCGAAGUCGUCCCCUCCCAAGCGGCCGUCGUCGUUGUCGCCGUCCCUGUGCGGAGGUCUGCCCCACGCGCCCAUGGUGCCUCUUCAGGACCUGAAGUCGAGCGGCGCGCCUCUGGCCUACCCGGCGGUUGGCAGCGGCGGCGGUCAAGCGUCCACCCUGGACUACCACCCUCGGGCCUGCCGCGUGCCACCCAUGACCAUGUCCGCAUCCGCGUCCAAGAACCCCUCCGAGCCCCUUCCGCACCCGUUCCCCUCGAGGGCCGCGGAGAAGCCCGGGCACCACCACCACCACCACCACCACCACAACAACAGCGGGCACCACAACGGGCACCCCAAUCGUCCGGAGGACCCGAUCGCUGGCCUCGGGGUGGCGGGGUUCAAGGCGGAGGAGCUGGCGUCGCGGCCCAUCCUGGGCACCAAGAGCUGCCCGCAGACCGUGGGCGCGGCGCGGCCCCUGAAGCGGGCGCUGGGCGAGACGGAGAGCGGGCACCCGGAGAAGAAGGUGCGCGCCGUCACGCCCAUGCACUGCUCGCUGCCCCCCCGCGACGCCGCCGCCGCCUGCAAGACCGCGCGGACGCCCGAGCCGCCGCCCGAGGCCGAACCGGUCAAGCGUGCCGACCCGACCCCCCCCCCGCCCCCUCCUCCACCUCCACCCCCUCCCCACGCCGUCCACGCCAACGGGUACGCGCCGUCGCCCGAGGGCCACAAGUACCCGCUCCACGCGCCCAUCUUCCCCUUCUACCCGGGCGCGUCGGUGUUCCAGAUGCACGACAUGUGCGAGGGCAUGGGCGCCCCGGUGCCCGGCGGGUACGCGCACCCGCUGCAGUACCUGAAGAACCAGGCCGUGCUCUCGCCGCUCGUGCCGCCCUUCGCCAUCCAUUCCUUCAUGAUGCAGAGACAGCUAUUGGCUCAGGCCGCCGCCAGUCCCGCCCACCUCUACCAACACCCAAUGGGGCCGCCGUACGGGGACCUGCUCCACCACGGACUGUACCCCAUGUCCGCCCUCAACCCCCAGCCGGCCUUCAGCCCCACGCAGCUGUCGUCCGUACACCCCAGCACCAAACUGUCCUAGAACACCCCCAUCCCACCCGCCCUUCCCAAACCCUUCCUUUUAAGUGACAUUCCUAAUCAACUUCCCCCCUCCCACACACACACACACACACACACACACACACACACGCCACUGACACUUUCAUGGUGCUUCAUCUCCCAGAUACACACAGCCUCCACACGGGACAGUGGACAAUACACUGCACACGCUUUGAUCUGGGAUCCACCGAUUUCCUUUUUUUUUUCUCCUCUUUUUUUUUUUUUUUUUUGUCUUUCUUUCUUUCACGAUUUGCACAUUUCCUUCCUGGUGGAUGCAGUGGUGGUGGAGCCAGCCGGCGGCGGGAGACGAAAACCGCCAUUUUGGCUCUCUUGGCGUCGCUGUUUCCAGCCAGCGACGGGAGACGAAACCGCCAUUUUGGCUCUCUUGGCGUCGCUGUUUCCAGCCAGCGACGGGAGACGAAACCGCCAUUUUGGCUCUCUUGGCGUCGCUGUUUCCGCGGGUUUCCUGCUGCUCUGGAGAAACUAGGCCGGGCACUGGCUCGAGAGAGGGCAGGGCGGUCGACGUGAACAAGGUCGCAUUCUCUCGUUGUAACUGCUGGCGUGUCCAAAGGAAAAGAGCAGGAGGGGGGAGAAACACACACACACGCACACACACACACACACACACAAACAAAAUGAAGCACGUGGAGUGUUAAAAAUCAAUGCAAUGCGACAGUGCAAUUUCAAAUCAAUCUUUUGGCACUCUUUGUUUUAAACACUAUGAGGCUGUAAUCACCUUUUACUGUCAAAAGAUACUACUUCUUUUCUCUUUUUUUUUCUUUUCAUAUAAUCCUUGUGCUUUUUUUUUGUACUAGUGUGGUAGUUAGUGUGUUCAUAUUUCAGGCUGACAGGAGUCGUUAGCGAGAUAUCAAGAUGCCGUUAUCAAAAGAACACCGCGAGAGACCUGCCUCUCGCCCUGACACAGUUACAUGUACAUAGAAGAUAAUUAAAGCUCUCCUUUAAAAAGAAUCUCCAGCGGGGAGCAGGCAGGAGAGGAGAGGAGAGAGAAGAAAAAAAAACAAUGUGAAGUAGAUUUCACGAGAAUUCCAUUUAUUUGCUGGCAUUGUCCCCAGGAGCUUUCUCUCCUUCCCGCCAUCACAGGCUUGUGUUUACCAGAGCAACGUGGAAUGUGUUUUUAUUUUGUUUUUUUUUGUCAAAUGUAGGACAGAGGUGCUUGUAAAUACUUAUACAGAAAAAAAUGAAACCGAAAAAAAAAAAUAUUACAACACGUUGUCACACAUAUAUCACUGGCUACUGUAAUUUCUGACCGCUCUGAGCUGCAAAAAGGUGCGUGGAGG
This is a messenger RNA of Sardina pilchardus (European sardine), 5360 nucleotides long. It is a transcript of the gene arid5b, whose product is annotated as AT-rich interaction domain 5B. The record is from RefSeq and is a predicted model, not a curated record. NCBI's taxonomy places the organism in Eukaryota, Metazoa, Chordata, Actinopteri, Clupeiformes, Clupeidae. Gene Ontology annotation, cellular component: nucleus. Gene Ontology annotation, molecular function: transcription cis-regulatory region binding. Gene Ontology annotation, biological process: regulation of transcription by RNA polymerase II.